This is a messenger RNA of Orcinus orca (killer whale), 3389 nucleotides long. RefSeq names its product growth arrest specific 2 (gene GAS2). Gene Ontology annotation, biological process: actin crosslink formation. The transcript is spliced from 9 exons. Lineage: Eukaryota; Metazoa; Chordata; Mammalia; Artiodactyla; Delphinidae. Gene Ontology annotation, molecular function: actin filament binding; microtubule binding; cytoskeletal adaptor activity. Gene Ontology annotation, cellular component: actin filament. The record is from RefSeq and is a predicted model, not a curated record. Bases 219 to 1082 code for a protein of 287 amino acids.
GCUACUCUCUGCGUGCUUGAUUGGCGUGUUGGUGAAACGAUACGCGUCUCUGCAACGCUAUUGGGUAAAAUCCCUGUCAAUCUGACAGCGGCUUUAAUCCGGGUACCUGCACUCCGAAAAAUACUGGUGAUAUGCAGUACGUUACUCUCUCAUGAUGCCGGGCAGCCGCAGCUCCCAGACAGCCAUGUGAUCACUACUGUAUUACAAGUGGAUAAAUAAUGUGCACUGCUCUGAGCCCAAAGGUACGCAGUGGACCUGGCCUCUCUGAUAUGCAUCAGUAUAGCCAGUGGCUGGCCAGCAGACAUGAAGCUAAUUUGCUACCGAUGAAAGAAGAUCUGGCCUUGUGGUUAACCAAUCUGUUAGGGAAGGAGAUUACGGCAGAAACUUUUAUGGAGAAAUUGGAUAAUGGUGCCUUGCUCUGUCAACUUGUAGAAACUGUGCAGGAGAAAUUCAAAGAGAGCAUGGAUGCUAACAAGCCCGCCAAGAAGCUGCCCUUAAAGAAGAUUCCAUGCAAGGCCAGUGCACCCUCAGGAUCCUUUUUUGCCAGAGACAAUACAGCAAACUUCUUAUCCUGGUGCCGAGAUUUAGGGGUAGAUGAAACGUGUCUGUUUGAAUCAGAAGGUUUGGUCCUCCACAAGCAACCCAGAGAAGUGUGUCUCUGUUUGCUGGAGCUUGGCCGGAUUGCAGCCAGGUAUGGUGUGGAGCCUCCUGGUUUGAUAAAGUUGGAAAAAGAAAUUGAACAAGAAGAAACACUCUCUGCCCCUUCUCCUUCACCUUCGCCUUCAUCAAAGUCUUCUGGAAAAAAGAGUACGGGAAACUUACUGGAUGAUGCAGUGAAACGGAUUUCUGAAGAUCCUCCUUGCAAAUGCCCAAGCAAGUUCUGUGUGGAGAGGCUCUCGCAAGGAAGAUACCGAGUGGGAGAGAAGAUCCUCUUCAUUAGGUUCCUCAGUAAAAACAUGGAAUCUUGGUUCUGGACCCAGCAGGUGCCUUCACCACCUAACUGCCAAGACUUUUAUUUCAGGAAUCUUACUGAUUCACGUCAACUUUUCAUUCGCUGGAAUGGUGUGUUCCGCUCUUAUUAGUAUUAACAUUUUCAUCUGAAGCUUGGUUGUAUGUUGUUCAGGAUAUAUUCUGCCAUUUCCUGCCAUCUUGUUAGAAGCAUACUAAGAUCUUGAGGAAAUAGUUGUGUAGAUUUUGGGAGGAACAAGGUAUAAGAAUUUGGGUUUAAUAUUGGCCUUAGGAUAUAUACUCAAUAGAAUAUAUACUCAGUUUGCUUUACUAUAAUGAAAAUCCUGAUGUUACCAAAAAAAUUUUACAUCACAGUGAGUUAUUUAGAGAUAUUUGCCCUGUUUCUCUAAAAAGAACAUCAGCAAGAAAUCACUCUUCUUCUAGCUGCAGCUUUCUCUUAUAUUCAUUUCCUUUUACAUACUAGCUUCUCUUGCCAACUUCUAAUUCUCCUGCACUAUACUCACAACUUGUUCUUCCAGAGCUCUUGGCUAUUAUGGAGAAAUGCCUUCUCUCUAGUGCAGAGGUUUUAUAACCUAACUUGUAAUACAGCUACAUUUUAGGGCACUAUAAACUCCAUGGAAAAAUUAUAAUUAUUUGAGCUAUCACCAUGUAAAGGGCUUUCUCAUUCUCUCUCUUUUUUUUAAACUAACUCUAUAAUUUUUGGGGGUUCAUUUUCACAGAAACUGACACCUUAGUUAACAGUCUUUAACUUUUACUCUAAAGAUGGUCACUUGUAUUUUUCUUGAAAUCCAGCCUCAUAGAACAUGUGGGGCAGAGAUGAUUGGAUAGUCUCUCUGAGGCCUCAUUUGAAGGCAGGUAAAGGGAAGACCUGGGAUUUCAAAUUCACUUCUAACUUUGGCAUUAGGCAUAACGUCUCCAAGGAUCCCAUUCCCUAACUGCAACACCCAGACAAAUAGUAACACAUUAAUUUGUCAUCAUCCACCAGUGUGUUAGCCAUGAUAAUGUCACCCGGUCUGGGACUCUUUAGAUAAUCAUGGUCUUUAGAAGUCCUGGGCUAAUAGAAAAAUUAUGGAAAGUCAUAUGGCACACAGAACCUUAGGAGUUUUAUUAGCCUGUCUACCUAAGGCUAAGGUAGGCUUCAGCCUUGCACAGAGAGGAACUUUGGACCAAAAUGUAUAUGUCAAAAAAUCCCUCUCCCAUGGUGAUGUUUACAAAAUGUCUUUCUACCUUCUUCUAAGUUCCCUAACAAUCUACAACCAACAUGACAAGGAGCCAAAGUGUUCUCAGAAGCCAAGAGCGGAGUGUGUGUCAUAUCCAACCUUGGAAAGCUCAUCUAUCUCCUGUAUUUACUCAACGUCUUAUAACAAAGAGAAAUCCUCCAAUGAGCACUGAAAGAAUUCCAAAGAAGCCUGGGUUUUUAAACUGACAUCCUGGCACCAAGGAUUGAGUAAGGUCUUUCUUCAUGUACAGCAUCCAUAGAACUGGUGGAUAACACAAUUAUAUAUAUCAGCUAGAGGAAAGGUAAAGAUGAAAUAUUCUAAGGAUAAAAUGGAAGAUAGCCUUGAAUAAUAAGUUACAGACAUAAUACUAUCUGAUCAUGGGAAGGGAAAUGAAUGUUUCCCAAGGAUAACUUUACUUUGGAACCCUGACGCUUAAGCUGAGAAUCUGGGACCUGUCCUUCAAUUCUGACUGAAGGACUUUCAACCAAUGACCUUUCAGAUAAACUAGGCAUCUCGCUGUGAGUAUGUGACCAUUGUGAGAUUAGAACACUGCAUAAAUACCUUUUUAAUUACAACAGAAGGAAAUGGUAGUGUACCCACGUGUCACAAUUUUCUGAGUGGAAAUACAAUGGUAAGGCCUUGAAUAAAAGCAAUAGACCAAGUAAGUGGGGAAGUAAGGUCAAGAUGGCAGGAUAUUCCCCUAAAACAGGAAGUUUCGUACAGAAAAUAAACACUUCAUUUACUUAACAAUUUUCUCUACAGUUUCAUGAAACAUUCUCUAGAGCCUGGUAUAUUUCACUUGUGGAAUCGAGACACAGACUUGAUGUUAUUUUUGGGGAAAAAUUAUUUCCUUACAUGUAUCUCUUAUUGUUAUAGUAAGAACUCAGAAAGGAACAAGAGACCAAAGGACCCCAGAAAAUGGAUAGUUCUAAACAUUUAUGUUUUAAAAUGUGAAUGACUAACACAGUCUACAAUUCUCAGACUAUGUAUGCUUUAGUUAUCACUUAAUGUAGAUAAUUAGGCAAUAAAAUUUCCCUUGACUAUAGGAUAUGAAGAAAUAUAGGAAUAGUCAUUAUAACUUGAAAGUAAAGGUUUUCUUGAAUCUCAUCACAAAAGAUCACAGUUUGCAUUUUCAGGUAACGUUCGUGUUCCUUUCUGCAGUGGAGAUGGAGAACAUUUUAUGAACUUCAUAUCUUCUUG